AUGGGGCUUCCAAGCUUAAGCUUGAGCAUGUCAUGGCUAGUACACAAUUUGCAUAUUCAUCUAAUACUCUUAUCUUGUUUAAGCAUGCUCAUCUCUGGCUUUACUACUACCAUACCCAGCUCCAGGCUAAUGGGGAACGAGACCGACCGGCUUUCAUUACUGGCAAUCAAGGCCAAAAUAAUUCAGGAUCCACUGUAUGUUUUGAGCUCCUGGAAUGACUCUAUCCACUUCUGUCAAUGGCAGGGCGUUACGUGUAGCAGCAGGCAUCAGAGGGUCACUGCCUUGGACUUACAUUCCCGGGAACUGGUGGGAUCGAUAUCACCACACCUCGGGAAUCUAAGCUUUUUGAGGGAAUUACUGAUUCAGAACAAUAGCUUUGGCGAUGAAAUUCCCCCAGAAAUUGGUCGUUUGCCAAGGCUGCAGAUUUUGCAGCUGAGCAACAAUUUAAUUGGUGGUCAAAUUCCUGUAAAUAUAUCUCGUUGUGCUAACCUCAUUUCCAUCGAUUUUUCUCACAAUGGGUUGGUAGGAGAAGUUCCUGUGGAGCUAGGAUCCUUGUCGAAGCUCGAAAUAGUAAUUACAGAGGCCAACAAUCUUACAGGGAGUAUCUCUCCUUUCGUGAAUUUGUCGUCUCUUCGAUACCUGGAUUUAGAUAACAACUACUUUGACGGCAGCAUUCCUGAUGGUUUUGAUCGAUUGAAGAAUCUUCAGAUACUCACACUCGGCAUAAACAGGUUGUCCGGUGUCAUCCCUGCGUCGCUCUUCAACCACUCUUCUCUCACAACUUUUGAUGUCACUAUCAACCAAAUUCAGGGAAGUCUACCCUGGGACAUGGGAAUCACUCUUCCCAAUCUUGAAUUCUUCAGCAUUGGUGAAAACCAAUUUACAGGAUCAAUUCCGGUUUCAAUAUCGAAUGCAUCAAAACUCUAUUGCCUAGAAAUGGUUCAAAACAAACUUACUGGAAAGGUUCCUAAUUUAUCGAGGCUGCAAAACCUCAAGUGGCUACUCCUUGCAAACAAUCAGCUUGGAUCCAGGGAAGCUGAUGACUUGAACUUUAUCUUUUCUUUGAUCAAUGCCACCAAUUUACACCAUUUGGAAGUGAACAUCAACAAUUUUGGCUGCAAGUUUCCAGAAUACAUCGGUAAUCUCUCGAGAAACCUUGAAUAUUUGAGUCUACACCACAAUCAUAUAUUCGGAAGCAUUCCACCUGGGAUUGUAAAUCUUGUUGGCUUGCAGAGUUUGACUAUGCAACUUAACCAAUUCACUGGUACUAUUCCAAGUGACAUUGGAAAGCUUCAAAAUCUACACAGAUUGAAUCUCUUCAGCAAUUCAUUGUCUGGUAACAUUCCAUCUUCCCUAGGAAAUCUGAGUUUGUUAAGUAAACUUGUUUUAGGACUAAAUAAUUUUCAGGGAAACAUUCCUCCGAGCCUAGGGAAUUGUAGUAAUUUGCAAAUGUUGUGUCUUUGUCAAAACAACCUUACUGGUGCCAUACCAAAACAAGUUGUUUCUAUCUCAUCCUUAUCUAUAUAUCUAGACCUAUCCCAAAACCAAUUGAGUGGUUCUCUUCCCACGGAAGUUGCAAAUUUGAUAAACCUUGGUUACUUGGAUGUCUCGUACAACUUGUUAUCCAGUGAAAUUCCGAGCACUCUAGGCAGCUGCACAAGCCUGGAAACGCUGCGUUUGGGGAACAACUUUUUCAACGGAACCAUUCCUUCUUCUUUGAGUUUCUUGAGAGGCCUUGUAGAGUUGGGCCUCGCGAACAAUAAGUUGUGUGGUGAAAUUCCUAUGUACUUGGAGAGCUUUAUCUUCUUGCAAAAUUUGAAUCUGUCUUUUAAUAAUUUUGAAGGUUUAGUAUCAACAAAAGGCGUAUUCAGUAAUGCAAGUGCACUAUCAAUGGUGGGAAACAGUAAGCUCUGUGGGGGUGUAGCUGAAUUGAAGCUACCUAAAUGCAACUUGAAAGUGGAUGAAAAGAGGAGAUCAAAUAGUGCCUUAGCUUUAGCACUCUCUAUAACCUUUGGUUUUGUAGGACUAGCUCUCAUGGGGUGUGUUCUAUAUCUUUGCUGGUUUAGGAAGAGAAGAAAAGAUACUCCUUCAUAUUCAUCAAAAAAUUUACUCUUGAGGGUGUCUUACCAAACUCUUGUUAAAGCCACUGAUGGCUUCUCAUCAUUCAAUUUAAUCGGUGUUGGUAGUUUUGGGUCUGUGUACAAAGGAGUUAUUGAUGGAAGAAUUGUCGCCGUGAAGGUACUUAAUCUUUUGCGACGUGGAGCUUCGAACAGUUUUGUAUCUGAAUGUGAGGCACUAAGAAACAUCAGACAUCGGAAUCUUGUCAAGGUGCUAACGGCAUGUUCGACGAUAGAUUAUCAGGGUCAUGACUUCAAGGCCCUGGUUUAUGAGUUCAUGGUCAAUGGGAGCCUUGAAGAGUGGUUACAUCCAAAUUGCAAUGAAGAUUUGUCAAAUGAAGAGUUUAAGAAGCUAAACCUUCUGCAAAGACUAAAUAUUAUCAUUGAUGUUGUUUGUGCCCUGAAUUAUCUUCACAACCAGGCCCAAUCCCCAAUAGUCCACUGUGAUCUUAAGCCAAGCAACAUUCUUCUGAACAAAGAUAUGACCGGGCAUGUUGGUGAUUUUGGAUUAGCAAAAUUCCUUGCUGACCAUGCCACCCAUGGCUUGUCUGCAAAUGCAACUUGCUCUAUUGGCAUAAAGGGAACAAUAGGUUACACUGCUCCAGAAUAUGGUAUGGGAUGUGAGGUCUCGGCAUAUGGUGAUAUCUACAGUUUUGGCAUCCUUGUGUUAGAAAUGUUUACUGGGAAGAGGCCCACAAAUGAAAUGUUUAAAGAUGGGUUAAGCCUCCAUAGCUUUGUGAAAGAGGCUUUGCCCUGCAGUGUAUCAGAGAUUUCAGACCCAACACUUUUUAAGAUCGAAGGGGAAGAAGAAGAAAGCUUCAUAAGAGGUGAAAAGACAGUGGAGUGCUUGAGUUUGAUACUUGAAAUUGGAGUCAAUUGUUCUUUAGAAUUGCCUAGAGAAAGAAUGGACAUUGAUGAUGUUGCAACUAAAUUGCAUUUCAUCAAAGACACUCUUCUAGGAUCUGAAAUACAUUGA
Molecule: messenger RNA, 3093 nt
Organism: Camellia sinensis
Lineage: Eukaryota; Viridiplantae; Streptophyta; Magnoliopsida; Ericales; Theaceae
Biological process (GO): protein phosphorylation
Molecular function (GO): protein binding; ATP binding; protein kinase activity
Source: RefSeq, a predicted model, not a curated record